Carassius carassius (crucian carp) is the source of this 3545-nucleotide messenger RNA. Its product is annotated as protein phosphatase 1B-like. Gene Ontology annotation, cellular component: nucleus; cytosol. Gene Ontology annotation, molecular function: magnesium ion binding; protein serine/threonine phosphatase activity; manganese ion binding. The transcript is spliced from 6 exons. The record is from RefSeq and is a predicted model, not a curated record. Gene Ontology annotation, biological process: protein dephosphorylation; positive regulation of canonical Wnt signaling pathway; positive regulation of canonical NF-kappaB signal transduction. Lineage: Eukaryota; Metazoa; Chordata; Actinopteri; Cypriniformes; Cyprinidae. The coding region runs from base 417 to 1589 and encodes 390 amino acids.
GCCCCUCCCAUCACACGGACAGCGCGCGGCCGUCAAUGGCACGUCACCUGUCUCUAACAUGUAGCUAGAAACGCUAACUCGGCUCGAAAUUCAACUCAGAUGACCACCAGUCAGGGCGCACUUAUUUUUUCGUCCAGCCGAAGUGAAACAGCAUGUCAAAAAUGUUAAUUACAGCUCGUAAUCCCAGAUGAGAGCCGUUGAGGGCAGACCUGACCGUGUGAAAUUAACCGCAUUUGCUAGCCAGCUAGCUGGGUUUACCUUUAGCUGCGCUAGUCGAAACGCGCUAAUAUCAAUAACGGCCCGAAUAUUUAGAUGUUUAGCGAGUGGCUUCUCGUCAGAAAGGCACAUUUGACGGCCGCCUGGAACGUGGCGUCUACUGGAAGGGUGAUUUGGACAUAAAAAGCGUGGCCUGAGGCAUGGGGGCGUUUUUAGAUAAGCCCAAAACAGAGAAAUACAAUGCGCACGGGGAAGGAAACAGCCUGCGCUUUGGCCUCAGCAGCAUGCAGGGAUGGAGGGUGGAGAUGGAGGAUGCCCACACAGCAGCCGUAGGCCUGCCACACGGCUUGGAUGACUGGUCCUUCUUCGCCGUCUACGACGGGCAUGCCGGCUCGCGUGUUGCAAACUACUGCUCCAAACACCUGUUGGAACAUAUUGUCGCCGCGGGGUCAGCAGAUGAACUGAGAAAGGCUGGAGCUCCGGCACCUGAGACGUCAGCCAUAGAAGCGGUGAAGAGGGGUAUUCGCACCGGCUUCCUCAGGAUCGACGAACACAUGCGCAGCUUCACAGACCUGCGAAACGGCAUGGACCGCAGCGGCUCCACCGCGGUGGCUGUGCUGCUCUCUCCAGAACACCUGUACUUCAUUAACUGUGGGGACUCACGGGCCCUUCUCUGUCGUAAUGCUCAUGUAUGCUUCUCCACGCUGGACCAUAAGCCCUGCAACCCACGGGAGAAGGAGCGUAUACAGAACGCAGGUGGCUCUGUGAUGAUCCAGAGGGUUAAUGGAUCGCUGGCUGUAUCCCGAGCACUGGGUGACUAUGACUACAAGUGUGUAGAGGGCAAGGGCCCCACAGAGCAGCUCGUUUCACCGGAGCCUGAAGUAUUCGAAAUCGCUCGGUCAGAUGCGGAAGAUGAAUUUGUGGUGCUGGCGUGUGACGGUAUUUGGGAUGUGAUGAGCAAUGAGGAGCUAUGUGCCUUUGUGCGAUCGAGGCUGGAAGUGACAGAUGACCUGGAGAGAGUGUGCAAUGAGGUUGUGAAUACAUGUCUACAUAAGGGUAGUCGAGAUAACAUGAGUAUUGUAUUAGUCUGUUUGCCAAAUGCACCCCAGGUGUCAGAAGAAGCUAUAAAGAGAGAUGCUGAGUUGGACAAGUACCUUGAGUCUCGUGUGGAAGAGCUCAUUGAGAAAGCAGGGGAAGAAGGUGUGCCUGAGCUGGUGCAUGUCAUGAGCAGCCUGUCCCAAGAAAGCAUCCCUAAUCUCCCACCAGGGGGCGGCCUUGCUAGCAAGCACAGUGUUAUUGAAGCAGUGUACAAACGGUUGAACCCCGAAAGAGAAGAGGAUGGUAGUGGUGCUGACCUUGAGGAUCCGUGGUAGUCAUCCCACCGGAGGAAAGAGCACCUUUUCUACACAAGACAUCAGUCAUUUUUUUAUUUUCCAGUAAAACCAAGAGAUUCAAUGGACAGUCUUUCAAGAGUCCCAACACAAUGGAAACACAGUACAACCAAAAGCAUUACAAACACUUUUUUUUUUCAUAUAUACGAGGAAAAAAUGGAGUUCCAGUUUUAAAAACAAACACGAAAAUAACAAAAUGCACAUCAUACAAUAAAAAACUGUUUUUCCUCACUUUUUUGUGGUGGCUGUGGGUGUUCAUAUUGAAACUGAGGAUGUUUUGCGGGAUGGACCCGUGUGUGCUGUGGUGCCUUUUCAAGUCGGAAAAGAGGUUUGCCAAUGUCAGAUGCCCUGAACCCAUACAGUUAAUAAACUUGGCUAUGUGAGACCGCUGCAGCCCCUGGUGUGGGGUUCUAGAUCAUCACUGGGUUUAAUUGAGGUAAUAUUUGACUGAUAAAUGCCUGUGGAUCAUGUUUUAAAGAACUGCUUCAUUACUACAUAACCUGCGUGGAAAGGAUUGAAGCUUGUUGGCUUUUUGCACCUUCCCUCCUUCCUCAUGUGUGCUGACAGAUCUUUAGGAAGAACCUCGGACUCUGCUUUGUUUUGCAGGUUAUCACUUGAUUGGUUGUCAAAAGCUUUUUAAUCCUGCUGUUUCAGAGUAUAUAGAAUAUAUAGAGAUAAAUAUAUAUAAAUUCAUAUAUAUUUUUUAUUUUCCUCAAGUUUGACGUUCUAUGUGGCUUAACGUGUGAAGCAAUAGAGUUGUGUUGGUGGCACUUGAUGAGCUUGCCAUGUUGUGUCAAUACUUUAGACACACUGAGAUUGUUGAUGUACUUGUGUAACCCAGCCACCAAAGGACUGUGGGUGAUGUUGGCUAAAAGGGAUUGUAAGUAACCACCAAAGCCACGCAGCUUUUCUCAGCUCCCCCUUUGUAUUAUAUCUGUGUCUUCUCUCCUCAUCAGCCCUCUUUCACAAUGCAGAUGUAAACUUGCAGAAACCUACCUUUCUUCUUUUUUCUUUUUCCCUUCAGAUUAUGUUGUAAAGUGGUGUUUUUUUUUUUUUUUUUUUUGGUUAGCUGAUCACAAAAAUACUAGCUUUGUGAUGAAUUCACAAGUUAUUUUACGAUUCAUCAUUCAAGUGUAAUGUUGGUUUUACUCCGAUAUAUUUUCAGCAGUCCAUGAACUUGAGUACUCGGAACCUGAAAGGUGAUAUUGAGCAGAACAAUAAAGAUAAAGGAAAAAGCAGUCUUGCUCUGUUUAAUCACAUUGGAGAAAACCCCAUUUUGAAUAAGCUGUAGUUUAAUGUAUUGCAUGCACAUUAUAGCUUGUUCUGGCCAAGAGCCGCCCAUUUGGACAGGAAGAGACCGUCUGGCCCAAAUGUAAAGCAACCAGAUGCAGGUUGAUUUGUUUUUGCGUGCAUUUUAAGGGAUGAUAGUGCAAUAACUAAAGUUAUUUCAAAUGAUGGUAUUCUCAGUGAAAAUGUACCCAUGAAACACAAAAAUAUGUAUGGAUGUUGUGAUCUAUGUUUCUGAGUAAACAAAACUGAAUAUACAGCGCUGAUCAACUUAAUGUACUAUAAAGUGCUACAAACCUGAGCAUAUUUCAAAGAUUUGAGGCCUCUACACCAGCAGAAGUUGGCAAAUGUAGUGAUUUUUUUUGUUUUGUUCAAAGCACUCAUUGUAUCAACCUCACCCUUAUAAACAUGACUGUUGUCAAGUGAUUAAAAAAGUGUUGGGAGGUUAGAUUAGUGCUUAUCAGACUGAGAAUGUGCUUUCAGGUUUGCUAUGGUCCGUAAGCAGACUGGGUGCGGAAUGUGACCUUGCUACCUCAGGCCAGGAAAAAAAUUUAGUAUUAUGGCUAAUAAUGAGUGCUAUGGUAUGCUAUAGUAUAUGUGGUUGGGUAUCAUGAAACCCCGUUUUAAAUUUCGUAGAGAAAGGUUUUUUUU